Messenger RNA from Eucalyptus grandis, 1218 nucleotides. Its product is annotated as G-type lectin S-receptor-like serine/threonine-protein kinase At2g19130. Gene Ontology annotation, molecular function: protein kinase activity; ATP binding. NCBI's taxonomy places the organism in Eukaryota, Viridiplantae, Streptophyta, Magnoliopsida, Myrtales, Myrtaceae. The transcript is spliced from 3 exons. Bases 1 to 1218 code for a protein of 405 amino acids. The record is from RefSeq and is a predicted model, not a curated record. Gene Ontology annotation, biological process: protein phosphorylation.
AUGGCUACGGCCAUCUGUGAGCUUGAGCAUGAAUGGCCAUGGCCAAUGCUAGCUGAGAGUUGGAGCCCACGUGGCAGAACUGUUGGUGCCGCGGUAGCGAUAUUAGCCAUUGUCUCGUUUGUCGUUUGGAGAUGGAGGAGAGGGGCAACUGUAACAACAAAAGUAGUGGAGGGUUCACUGAUAGCCUUUGCAUACCGGGACUUGCAAGUAGCAACAAAGAAUUUCUCAGAGAAGUUGGGUGGGGGUGGGUUUGGUUCAGUUUUCAAAGGAACAUUACCUGAUUCAAGUCACAUAGCGGUCAAGAAGCUUGAAAGCAUAAGCCAAGGUGAGAAGCAGUUUCAAAUGGAAGUAAGCACAAUCGGCACUAUCCAGCAUGUGAAUCUUGUUAGGCUUCGCGGAUUCUGCUCUAAAGGUGACAAGAGGCUGUUGGUCUACGAUUUCAUGCCAAAUGGUUCCUUAGGCUAUCAUCUCUUUCAUAGAAAUGAUUCGAAGACUUUGGAUUGGAAAACGAGGUACCAAAUUGCUUUGGGAACAGCUCAAGGUCUGGCUUAUCUCCAUGAGAAGUGCAAAGAUUGCAUCAUACAUUGUGACAUCAAGCCAGAGAACAUCCUUCUAGAUGCUGAAUUCUGUCCAAAAGUGGCAGAUUUUGGCCUGGCAAAGCUUGUUGGCCGAGAUUUCAGCAGGGUGUUGAUGACCAUGAGAGGCGCAAGAGGGUAUCUUGCACCAGAGUGGAUCUCUGGAGUGGCCAUAACAGUAAAAGCUGAUGUUUAUAGCUAUGGGAUGAUGCUUUUUGAGUUUGUGUCAGGAAGGAGGAACUUAGAGCUAUCGGAAAAUGGGGCCAUCGAGUUCUUCCCAACAUGGGCUGCUAGCAAGAUAGCUAAAGGAGGUGACCUGCUUGAUCUUUUGGACCCAGACUUGGAGAAAAACGUUGAUACUGAAGAGCUAAAUAGGAUAUGCAGAGUUGCUUGCUGGUGUGUCCAAGAUGAGGAAACUCACAGGCCAUCGAUGGGGCUGGUUGUUCAAGUACUCGAGGGGUUGUUGGAUGUGAACCUGCCCAGGAUACCGAGAGCCCUUCAACUGCUUCUUGAUAAUCAGGAGCAUGUAGUUUUCUUCACUGAGUCGUCAUCAUCGAACCAGAAUUCCCAGAUGAGGAGUAACACCUCAACUGCUUCCCUGCAGAAGCAAAAUAGUUCAUCUUCAACAAAGUCCAAGUCUUGA